AUAUGUGCUACGUGUCCAGGAAGUUCUGUAGUCAACAUGGCGGCGCAGCAGGGAGAUGUUGAUGAGCUGUUCGAUGUGAAAAAUGCGUAUUACAUCGGCAGCUAUCAGCAGUGCAUCAACGAGGCGCAGAAAGUGAAGGCUUUGUUUUUGUUCAGGGACGUAAUCGUUGCCGAUUUGGACAAAAAGAUGGCAAAGAGUGUGGAUGCUGCCAACACCACCUUCCUACUCAUGGCUGCCUCCAUCUAUCACCACGAGGUGAAUACUGAUGCUGCCCUCAGGACUCUGCACCAAGGAGAAAGCCUCGAGUGUAUGGCCAUGACCAUUCAGGUGCUUCUGAGCUUGGAUCGUGUUGACCUGGCGAGGAAAGAACUGAAGAAGAUGCAGGAGCAGGAUGAAGACGCCACCCUAACCCAGCUAGCAACAGCCUGGGUUAACAUCGCUGUGGGUGGAGAGAAGCUGCAGGAUGCUUACUACAUUUUCCAAGAGAUGUCUGACAAAUACUCUUCUACACUGUUGCUCCUCAAUGGCCAGGCGGCCUGCUACAUGGCUCAGAACAAGUGGGAGGAGGCUGAAGGAGUGCUGCAGGAGGCGCUUGAUAAGGACAGCAGCCACCCUGAGACACUGAUCAACCUCAUCGUGCUGACCCAGCACUUGGGCAAAGCUCCCGAGGUAACCAGUCGAUACCUCUCCCAGCUGAAAGAUGCACACAGAGCCCACCCGUUCCUCAAAGACUAUUUAGCUAAGGAGAACGAGUUUGACAGACUAGCCAUGCAGUACGCUCCCACAGCUACAGCGUAGAGCAUCUGCUCGUACUGAGGAGGCACUCUAACAAUGGAUGGACUUCACUUUAACACCACAGACCCAGCUUCUCCCUUUCAUUUAAACGUGUACUGUGCUUUGGUAUUUUUUGCUCUGAAACUUUGGCUGUAAUAUUUAAACCACACUAGAUGUCACAAUUCCCCGUGGGGAGACAGCCCAACGUGUCUUUCGUUUGCUAUCCACUCUUAAAAAUUGCAUUUGUUUUACAGCACAUCUGUGUAAUGCGAGCAUUCCUUUGAAAUGAUAAUAAACGUGUGACCCCGC
Molecule: messenger RNA, 1083 nt
Organism: Neolamprologus brichardi
Lineage: Eukaryota; Metazoa; Chordata; Actinopteri; Cichliformes; Cichlidae
Source: RefSeq, a predicted model, not a curated record